Molecule: messenger RNA, 983 nt
Organism: Suncus etruscus (white-toothed pygmy shrew)
Lineage: Eukaryota; Metazoa; Chordata; Mammalia; Eulipotyphla; Soricidae
Gene: CAPNS1
Product: calpain small subunit 1
Exons: 10
Coding region: 16-867 (283 amino acids)
Molecular function (GO): calcium ion binding
Source: RefSeq, a predicted model, not a curated record
UCUUGAGCCUCGACCAUGUUCCUGGUUAACUCGUUCCUGAAGGGCGGUGGCGGCGGCGGCGGUGGCGGCGCCGGCGGGGGCCUGGGGAAUGUGCUUGGAGGCCUGAUCAGCGGCGCCGGUGGCGGCGGGGGAGGCGGCGGGGGCGGAGGGGGCCUGGGCAAUGUGAUCGGAGGCCUGAUCGGCGGUGGCGGUGGCGGUGGCGGCGGAGGAGGCGGCGGUGGUGGCGGAACGGCCAUGCGCAUCCUGGGCGGUGUCAUCAGCGCCAUCAGCGAGGCGGCUGCCCAGUACAAUCCAGAGCCCCCGCCCCCACGCACCCAUUACUCCAACAUUGAGGCCAAUGAGAGUGAAGAGGUCCGGCAGUUUCGGAGGCUUUUUGCCCAACUGGCCGGAGAUGACAUGGAGGUCAGCGCCACAGAACUCAUGAACAUCCUCAACAAGAUCGUAACGCGACAUCCGGAUCUGAAGACAGAUGGUUUUGGCAUUGACACAUGUCGCAGCAUGGUGGCUGUGAUGGACAGCGACACUACAGGCAAGCUGGGUUUUGAGGAAUUCAAGUACUUGUGGAACAACAUCAAAAAGUGGCAGGCCAUAUACAAGCAAUUUGACACAGACUGUUCUGGGACCAUCGGCAGUAGUGAACUCCCAGGGGCCUUUCAGGCAGCAGGAUUCCAACUGAAUGACCAUCUCUACAACAUGAUCAUCCGCCGCUACUCAGAUGAAGAAGGGAACAUGGAUUUUGACAACUUCAUCAGCUGCCUUGUCAGGCUAGAUGCCAUGUUCCGUGCCUUCAAAUCCCUGGACAAAGAUGGCAGUGGCCAGAUCCAAGUGAACAUCCAGGAGUGGCUACAGCUCACCAUGUACUCCUGAAUGGAUCCCUCCCUGCCUCUUCGUCAUCUCGCUAAGGCGUCGCCUGGACCCUUCUGGUCUCUCCCAGAGCUGAUCCUGCCUGCAGCCACAUCUUACUAAAUGCUGUUGAGACUCAU